CGAAUUUAUAUCGACAGUGGCGGAAGACGGCGGAAGAUCAGCUAACUAGGUCCAACCAUCGCUAACUAUAUUAUUCGCUCUUUAAUUCCGAACAUGGCCCAGAGGGCUGGCCGGAGCCAACUUUCCAAGAGCCAACGUUGGAGCACCCAACCACCGUGCCGAGCCGAGUGUAUGCCACCUUCCACGAGGCGGAGAGAAAAUUUCAAGACAGAUAUCUAUCUCAGAGAUGAUGGAGUGCCCAUAAAAAGGAUGCGAAGGACUCGCAACCAAUCUUUCACUACCUUAACUAUGUCUCUAGCAGAACCGAGCCCCAAGGUGUCCAGUGGGGCGAAUGUUCCAGCUUUUUAUAGGCACUUUCUCUGGCUCAGUGCUCCCAGUUAUCGAUAUAUUUCUGGAAUCCCACUUAGGAACCCUGGCGUGUGCCUCGGGCAGCUGGAUGGACAGUGCUGGAGCCGCCCGCCCGUCUGACAAAAGGCGAAGUUGUUUCAAUUUUUUUUCCUGGUGUGUGGGAGACAGAGCAGGUUUUGCGCCCUGCGCACUUUGUCCUUCAUUUAGUUAAUUAUCGUUGCUCCCAGUUCUCACGCAGAGUGUGCCAUUUGUCAAGAAGCGUAAGCAGGGAGUUUAACGAGCCAUACUCACACACUGCCUCCUAUAAUUCAUAUUUGCCAGCUUCAGUUUGAAUUUCAUAUCGUUUUUCAAACGUACACCCACUAAACGUAGAAAGCCCCUAAUUCUACCAUUCCAACAUCCCACGGACGGUGGCGCCAGGCGAUAACCAUGUCCUCAAUUAGAGACUGCACGCUAGAGACCUGCCCAAUCGAAGCAAGCAUAUUCAAAUACCGUCCCUCCCUACCCGCCAACGCAGCCUUCCUCAGCCUCUUCGGACUAUCCGGCCUAAUUCACCUCCUCCAGCUCCUCGUCUUGCGAAGCAAUUAUGCCUUCUCAAUCCCAAUCUUGCUCGGCUGCAUAGGGGAGAUAAUCGGCUACGUUGGCCGUCUCAUCCUAUACAACAACCCCUUCAGCAUCGACGGGUUCCUGAUCCAAAUAUGCGCGCUGACGAUCUCGCCCGCGUUCUUCACUGCCGCGAUCUAUUUCUGCAUUGCGGAUAUCGUCCGGCUGUUUGGGUGUGAGGGGACGUCGCGGCUGAAACCGAAGCAGUAUGCGUGGAUAUUCAUCCCAUGCGAUAUUAUUAGUCUUGUGUUGCAAGGGUUGGGCGGCGGGGUUGCGAGCGUGGCGACGCGGAGGCACGAGGAUGGGACUACGGGGGUAAAUAUCAUGAUUGCCGGGUUGGCAUUUCAGGUGUUUAGUCUAUUGAUAUUCAUCUUGUUACUAGCAGAGUUCUUUGUUAGGGUUUACCGACGGGGGUAUCUGUGGAGGGAGGUUAAUGGUUAUGAAAUCAAGGCUGGGAGUGGUGCUGAUGGCAUUGGUCGUACGGUUCUUGGGCGGUUAUAUAUAUUUUUCUCCACGUUUUCACUCGCUAUUUUGUGCAUCUUUAUAAGAUGUGCAUACCGGGUGGCGGAGUUGAGUCAUGGGUUUGGUGGGAAGUUAAUCAGGGAGGAGGCUCAGUUUAUUGGGCUUGAAGGAGUGAUGAUCGUAGUGGCUGUAUUCGCUCUCAACCUUGGCCACCCAAGGAUGCUGACUUUAUAAAUAAUACAAUUGUGAAUAUUAUACCACCUACUUUAACUCUACCCAACAAAUCUUUGUCACUGCUUUUGGCUGAAGAAGUCAUGUUAACAAGGUACCUCAAUGGGCCAGAAUAUAACCUUUUGUCACUGCCCGCGAAGAGUAACUGAUAUUGUUCGUGUUGGGAUUGUUGCCAUAAAAUCAUGCCCCUUUUACCAUUGACAAUGGAUUCCCACCACUGUCAACUAGGCAUUGUCGCUUCCGUGCUCCUUUGCCAGUGAGAUACUCCCGAGGUCAGCUCCACAAUCGUCCUCACUGCGGCUUGACUGCGUGAAUUUACGGCCCUGGUCAUUAUCUGCAAUUCUGACCGCACCUCAUAGCUGGCCGUUCAAUUUGCAUGACGGCUCCAGAAGGAGAGCAAGGGAACAAUGAGCCGUCAUAAUGUGUACAGGCGGGUGUACAGUCGGUCGGCGCGGGAAUGGUAAUGAUUAAUUAGAGGAAUUCUAAUUCGCUGGCCAUUUAUAUGAUUAAUUUAGCCGGCGAACAUAGCAUGCUCAUGCCCAGGAAGAAGACAGCUAUCCUCUAGUAAUAUAUGGGUUGCUCUUAUUGACACCCGCUCAACACUUCGCGGCAUCAAGAACCGUUGCGCAUCCCGGUAGUAUGACAGUAAAGCUCGCGAACUGACUUGGCUUCAUGAAAGAUACAGAAUUCGGUAGGGAGAGAAGCGAAGGGAAUGGAUGACCAUAUCAGAGAACUGGAAAAGCGCAAGACGCAUCUGGGCCAUUAUUUCCCCGGCCCUUCUUCAGCAUUCCUCAUCUUUGCUAAGGGCGAACAACACGGAAUAGCGCCUUUCCAGGAGGCCAAUGCAAAAAAUCGAAGAAGAAAAUAAAGAGCGCAAGAGUGGCAGCUCCUGCGCGACAGCGAGGCUAAAGCACGUUUUGGCUGAACAUAACGUGGGAGUUAACUUAACGCACUGGACACGUGGAAACCGACUGCCAGGUUAACAAAUGAUUCCAGGAAUAGCCAUCCUAAGCGGUGUUAUAAUCUAGAUAGUUCAUAUAAAAGGAGGAAAACAAAGGCUUAGCCCAGUCAAUGUACACACACAGGGACAAACGGAAGAGGAAACGCAACAACAUACAGUCCGAUGAUGUUAACUACGCAUUGCGCUAUGAGGGCUAGCCUCCGGGCUUUACUCCGCGUUCGACUCCGCGUUCAGCCUUGAGCCGAUGUGAGUGUAUGCGAACAUUUAGUGCUGACACAAAACUCUGCUGAAAUCUCACCGUGUCUGUCCUGGCCGUAUCAGUGGUUUCCCGUGUGUUCAUAGAUUUGAUUUUCGACCAAACCAUGAAACCAGCCGAACAAAAAUUCCGAGGCGAUAAAGAGCUAAGGGCGAAUGUGGCGUAAAAGUCUAUAUUUCUCGAAGUCCUCCAAGGUUCCUCUGGCACUUUUCGUAUUAUUUGGUGGCUUCUUCCUCCAGUUUCAACAGGCUAGUUAAACACGUUGAAAGUUCCGCCCUUGCCGAACAAACAUUCUCGAACAUCCAGAAGCCACCCACCCGGGAUGACAAAAGAACCCAGUCCUGUGGCACUGAAGGCGCAAAGUCAAUUUUUCACCAAUAUGCGGGGGUGGGGGACAUUUGUGAGAGCAUGAAAAAUGAUGUUGGACGCUAGCUAUUAUUAUUCGAUCAACAGUCAGCUUUCAGAAUUAUUGUUGAUCCUUCAAAGACCUAAUAACAUUCAUCAGAGCUUAGAGCUUACGCUGUAGAGGCAAGAAAAGGGCGAGGUCCCAAGAUCCAUCUAAGUAUUGGUAGAGACGGCCAAUCAAACAUAAUGCUAAAUCGAAAUCUGAGAACAGGAAAACGGAGAGAUAAGAGGCCAAAUGGCGGUGGGGGUUGUAAAGGCCGUUCGUUCGGUCAACUUUCAAGGCUUAUUUUCCCCUUUUUUUGUCCCGCGGCGUCAGGAAUCGCAACUUAAAAGCUCUCGGGCUGAAAUCGUCAAGUAGUUGGGGAAGAAGAGGGGGGGAAGAAGAGUC
Messenger RNA from Blastomyces gilchristii SLH14081, 3654 nucleotides. RefSeq names its product parasitic phase-specific protein PSP-1. The transcript has 2 exons. Gene Ontology annotation, cellular component: fungal-type vacuole; plasma membrane. NCBI's taxonomy places the organism in Eukaryota, Fungi, Ascomycota, Eurotiomycetes, Onygenales, Ajellomycetaceae. The record is from RefSeq and is a predicted model, not a curated record. Bases 778 to 1647 code for a protein of 289 amino acids.